AUGGCUGACGCUGCGCCUGCGCCCGCUGGAGAACGUGGAGGAUUUGGCCGUGGCCGUGGCGGCCGCGGUGGCCGUGGCCGCGGACGUGGCCGUGGCCGUGGCCGUGAGGAGUCCAAGGAGUGGGUGCCCGUGACCAAGCUCGGCCGCCUGGUAAAGGAGGGCAAGAUCGGCUCGCUCGAGGAGAUCUACCUCUUCUCGCUGCCCAUCAAGGAGUGCGAGAUCGUCAACUACUUCCUGGAGUCGUCGCUCAAGGACGAGGUCAUGAAGAUCAUGCCCGUGCAGAAGCAGACCACGGCCGGCCAGCGCACGCGCUUCAAGGCCUUCGUGGCUGUGGGCGACAGCAACGGCCACAUCGGCCUCGGCGUCAAGUGCGCCAAGGAGGUGGCCACCGCCAUCCGCGGCGCCAUCAUCCUGGCCAAGAUCUCGCUGGUGCCCGUGCGCCGCGGCUACUGGGGCCGUAUGGUCGGUGCCCCGCACACCGUGCCCAACAAGGUGACGGGCAAGUGCGGCUCCGUCCGCGUGCGCCUCAUCCCGGCCCCCCGUGGUACCGGUCUGUGUGCCGCCCCCGUGCCCAAGAAGCUUCUGGGCAUGGCCGGUAUUGAGGACUGCUACACCUCGGCCCGCGGCCACACGCGCACCCUGGGCAACUUCGUGAAGGCCACCUUCUACGCCCUGCGUGCCACCUACGCGUACCUGACCCCGGACCUCUGGGAGCAGCACACGUUCGGCCCCUCGCCGUACCAGGAGCACACGGACUUCCUGGCCAAGACCGCCAUCAAGAAGUAA
Molecule: messenger RNA, 786 nt
Organism: Phytophthora sojae
Lineage: Eukaryota; Oomycota; Peronosporomycetes; Peronosporales; Peronosporaceae
Exons: 1
Coding region: 1-786 (261 amino acids)
Biological process (GO): translation
Cellular component (GO): cytosolic small ribosomal subunit; ribosome
Molecular function (GO): structural constituent of ribosome; RNA binding
Source: RefSeq, a predicted model, not a curated record